This is a messenger RNA of Punctularia strigosozonata HHB-11173 SS5, 210 nucleotides long. RefSeq lists its product as uncharacterized. The annotation marks the transcript as partial. Lineage: Eukaryota; Fungi; Basidiomycota; Agaricomycetes; Corticiales; Punctulariaceae. The transcript has a single exon. The record is from RefSeq and is a predicted model, not a curated record.
GGCUCGGGGGAGAGCAAACCUCCCCCUAUCCUCUGGGAUAAACAUCCGGAGUACACACAGGCCUGUAUCGCAUACCUCAGUGCAAACCCAAAGUUCCGCAUCAAGAUAUUCAGUGACUCCACGAGUGAGGCCAAGAAGCAGAAGCGCCAGAGAGUUCAAUCACAUACAGCCAAGUCUAUCAUGUUUGCGGAGCUUGCAGAGGCAGUAUUC